Molecule: messenger RNA, 4410 nt
Organism: Pogona vitticeps (central bearded dragon)
Lineage: Eukaryota; Metazoa; Chordata; Lepidosauria; Squamata; Agamidae
Gene: ING5
Product: inhibitor of growth family member 5
Biological process (GO): regulation of DNA-templated transcription; positive regulation of apoptotic signaling pathway
Cellular component (GO): nucleus
Molecular function (GO): chromatin binding
Source: RefSeq, a predicted model, not a curated record
GACCGGCCAUUGCGAAGGCGCCUGGGUGACAGCGCGGGGCCGGAGGGUGGGCGUUGGCGCGCUCGUUUACUGCCUGUCGCGAGAUGGCGGCGGCGGCCUUGUACCUGGAACACUACCUUGAUAGUAUUGAAAAUCUGCCCUGUGAAUUACAGAGGAACUUCCAGCUUAUGCGUGAGUUGGAUCAGCGAACAGAAGACAAGAAAGCAGAAAUUGACAGUCUUGCUGCUCAGUACAUUUCAACUGUGAGGAACCUAUCAUCGGAGCAACGUGUGGAAAUCCUGCAGAAGAUCCAGAAUGCCUAUGCAAAAUGCAAAGAGUACAGUGAUGACAAAGUGCAGCUGGCCAUGCAGACCUAUGAGAUGGUAGAUAAGCACAUUCGACGACUGGACGCUGACUUGGCACGAUUCGAAGCUGACCUGAAGGAUAAACUGGAAGGAAGUGACUUUGAAAUUCCUGCAACACAAAAUUUGAAAAAGGGGCGAAUUCCAAAAGAUAAGAAAAGUUCACGGGGUCGAGGCCGGCGGACAUCAGAAGAAGAGGCUCCCUUAAGAAAGAAACCAAGACGAAGAUCUGAACUAGCAGAUACUAUACUGUCAGUUCACCCUUCCGAUGUUUUGGACAUGCCAGUGGAUCCCAAUGAACCCACAUAUUGCUUGUGCCACCAAGUAUCCUACGGAGAAAUGAUUGGCUGUGACAAUCCUGAUUGUCCAAUUAAAUGGUUCCAUUUUGCUUGUGUGGACCUUACAACCAAACCCAAAGGAAAAUGGUUUUGUCCUCGCUGUGUUCAGGAGAAGAAGAAGAAGUAGAAAUCAUGGAAACACAUAAUCCAAAAGAAAUUUUUUUAAUAUAUUCAUACAUGUUGGGGGUUUUUUGUCACUGAUCUAUUUGUUUGGUAUUUAAUAGUGGCCAGUUGUAGUUCCCCAUCAUCACAGAGGGAGACAGCCUAAUGAGACAAGAUGGAAGUGGAAGAAAUCCACUAGUAAUAUUUACCCAGGUUUCAUUUUGAAGGCACUGUAAUCAAUGUUAUGAAGUACUAAGAGUAGCCCUGCACUGGAAUUUCUGCUGAUAUAUUGAAGUCUGUGAAAUUGCCUAUGGCCUUGCAUGUGAAGAAGAUGGUGUCCUUUGUAGUUACUGAAAGUGUAGUUACUCUGCUCCAUAUAACAUUUAUGAAGGAUUUAAAGUCUAGCUGCACCUUUCUAAAACUCUAAUUCUAAAAUGGAGAGGGCUCUAUUUCUAAAUGCAGUUCUGCUCCUUUGGAGGCAAGUUGCAAAGCUGUGAAGAGUUUCUUAUGAGUGCAGGAGAAAAGUAAUGCAUGUUACUUUGGUAAGAUGCCUUUCAUAAGUAAAGCUGAGAGUUAUACACCUUUAAUCAUUGUUUCUGAUUUGUCUGAUACUGCCUUUGGACUUUAUUCUGGUCUUGCUGAAAUCAUACAUACAUUCAUGGUGGUAAGAACCGUGGAUUAUUGAAACAGAAGAUGCCCAGAAGAUGGGUAUGAAAUCAGGAUACAGUAGUCUGAUUCAUUCAUGGAAAAAAUCAGAUUUAAUUUUUACCAGUCAUUGUUGAACAUUAAUAAAUAAAUAAACAACUUUAAGAGCAUUACAGUUUAAGGAAAAGAUAGAUUCCUGUGACUAUAAAAGCUGAAGUGACCUGUAUAAUUUGGGGCAGUUGUACACAAAAGCUUGUCUGGUGUGAAAUGUCCAUGCUGUGAUUACACUAACUUGUCUUUGUUUAUCAAGUGAAAAUAUUAGCAUCUAUUCUAUUAUAUUAGACUGGAGAUAGUUUUUUUUUCUCCACAAAGUUGAAAGUUGCAUGAUGCAGCCACCAUUGCCUUUGAUAUAUAUGUUCAAACCACUAUCCCUUCUAAUAAUAUAGAGGUGGCAAGUUGUUGUAAUGCUCCAGAGAGAUGCAAAUUUGGUUUUACCAGAGAUCGUAGCAGGUCAAAAUACAUAUUUUGUCCACCAUAUAAUUUCUAACUCUGAAACAUUAUUUUCUGUCUCCAACCAUAUAUUUCUCAUCCAAAGUCUUUUAAAAAGGUGGCAGUUCAAAAGGAUGAAUGGAUAACGGCCAGUUGUUUCAUUUAUCUGUACUUUUAUUGAGACAUAAAGAUGGUUGCUUAUACAGUAGGACCCCCAUAUCUGCUGGGGAUUGGUUCCCAGCCUCCCACAGAUACUGAAAGCUGUGGAUAAUGGUGAAUGUGAAAGAGAGGGGGGGCAUGGUAAAAAGAGAAAAAAACAUUUUUUUUCACAUGCAUUGCCAGCACUGGCCACUAGAAGGCACCAGACACUGUGCUAUGUAUUACUCACUAACUAUUCAUAACAUGGUGUUUGGCUCCCUCUAGAAGUCAUUUCUAUUAGUACAUGUGAAAAUAGGAUUUUCUGGAUUUUUUCUUUGAAUAUUUUUAAUAUUUUCUGACUGUGGUUAAGUGACUCAGUGGAUACUGACCCUGUGGAUAAGGGGAUCCUAUUGUAUAUGAUGAUUUUAAAAGAGCCAAAAUACAGCACACAGAGCUUUGCUAGAUAUUGCAGGAAUGUGGAGUUUAUUAAGAUUGUCCCUAUAGCGUGAGUAAUGUUUUAUGUAUCCUGCAAAUAAGUAGCACUGCAGAAUGCCUGCAGUAUCACUAUGAAUUUCACUUUCAUUCUGGGGGUAAAAAGGGACUUAACACAAGACAAAAAAUUGCAGUCAUCAAUUUUAGCUUCAUGUUAAGAAGAAAACAGUGUUAUUAAAAUAACUUUUUUCAUUAUGAAAUAAUGCUAAGUUCUAGCUUCUUAUUUUAUGUCAAGCUUUUGCAUAUGACUUUGCAGGCUGUGGGAGAGGACCUUUGGCUUUUUACAUAUUUUGAGUCAACUCUCAGAAGCCCCAGCCAAUGGUAAGCAAUUAUGGGAAUUGUAGUCCAAAAUUAUGUGGAAAGCCAAAGGUUCAUCAUCUGUUGUAGGUAUCAAUUCAGUUCAAUUACAGUGUUCUUUUCAUCCUUUCAGGUUUUCUGUAUUUAUUUUUACAUGUUCAUGCAUACUCUUGUCUUGUGUAGAGUAUCUUGCUGUGUUAUGUAGUUAUAGAAGGAUGGUUACAUAAGUGAUCUUACUCUAGCAGACUCCCCUUUUCAUGCCCUGUUUCACAAUUAACUGCGUAAUAAGGUACACAAUGGAGGAGGGGCCUUGCAGGAGGGGAACAUGAUCAUCACUCUUAUGCUUCAGAUAGGAUACAGGUCCAUGUGUACAGAUAUGGAACAAUGCAAAGGGGGAGCAUUAGGGCCACAAGUCAUGGUGAAUCACACCAAAAGGAGCAUUUUCAUAUAAAAUUGAUUGCCUUUGAAUGUAAAGCAAGCCUACAGAAAUUCUGAAUCACCAGACUGAAUGCAGUCUAAGUUAUACAGACUUCCUGAUCUGGCAGAUAUUGAAUAAUCUCCUUGUUUGUUUUUUGUUGCAAUCCUAAUCAAAAAGAAAAGUUAAAAAGAGGUUGUUCACUGAUCACCUGAUGACUUUUUGAACAGAUAUGCAUAGCUCACAUGUGGCUUGGCUUGACGGCUUAGUUUUUACAACUUGCACUGAAGUUUUAGUAGUAGGUUUACGUUUCUGUAGAAAGGUAUAUCUUUUGAGAAUUCAAGAAUCAGUGCUUCAGUAAUUAAUUAGUGAUGUUUGUGACUUUUAGUUUUAAUCUACCACUUUGGAUUUUAAAGUGGCAUUAGUUCCUAAAAUAAUAGGAAUGUCUUAACAAAAUGCUUCCUUUUCUUUCCAUUUACAUUGUUUUAAAUAACAGAGGAAUGCUACUAUAGAUUAAUAUAAAUCUUGAGACAUGUCAUGGGGCAGGUAAUGCUGCUAUAGCAAAUGCUGUUGAGCAAAGUAGACUGGUACUUUGCCAUAACUAGAACUUAGUUCAUGCACCAGUUCCAAAGAAUUAAGACACUUCUUUGGAAGAUUCUGGAACAGUAGUGAAGAUAUAUAAAAGACGUGUUUCAUGACUUAUUUAAUAGAAUACAGUCCUGGACUGAGUAAUAAGGACAUCCCAUAUAAAAAUCUCUGAUGGAAAGAGAGGGUGAAAACUGAUUGUCAGUUGUUUAUUUUGGUCAGAAUUUUUAAAGUUCAUAUAGAUUAACAAUAUCUUGAUUCUGAUCUGUGGAGAAUGUAUUGUCUUGAAUUUGGAAUGUAUCCUGUUUCAUCCUUGUUCCUUUCAAUUGUCACAAUUUAAGUGCAGGGAAAAGUGAAGAUAAUUAUUUCUUUUUUAAAAAGAUAACACCUAUUUUUGGCAGUCAUCUUUUCCUCCAUAGUUCUUAUAAGUAAACAAAUGUCACAUCUUAAACAUUCUUGUCAAGGAAUUGUAUUUGUUUCCUUUGUAAACGGAAGAUAAUAUUGGAAAUCUUUUUAUUAAAAUGUGAAAAUGUCUAUCUGUAUUUUUGAUCAUGUUAUAAUAGAAAUA